Messenger RNA from Aphanomyces astaci, 1632 nucleotides. RefSeq lists its product as hypothetical. The coding region runs from base 1 to 1632 and encodes 543 amino acids. Gene Ontology annotation, biological process: RNA 3'-end processing. NCBI's taxonomy places the organism in Eukaryota, Oomycota, Saprolegniomycetes, Saprolegniales, Verrucalvaceae. Gene Ontology annotation, molecular function: poly(A) RNA polymerase activity; mRNA binding. Gene Ontology annotation, cellular component: nucleolus; TRAMP complex. The record is from RefSeq and is a predicted model, not a curated record. The transcript has 7 exons.
AUGUGGUCCCGGUUUGACGGCCUCGGUUAUGACGAGCUCGAACAUGGGGCGUUGCCUCCCGAAACUGUGCAAACGUUUACGUUGGCUGCGUUCGUGGCCCUUCGAGUGAUCGAGCACCUUGUGGACGAAUUUCAAAACAGCCGCCGCCACCAGAACCUCCAUAGGGGAAUCUUCCCCCUGGCCGCAUGUCGCCAUCACUUGGCCCAGCUGUGGACUUCCACGCCCGUCAAAGACCACCACAAGCUGCUUCAUCGGGACUCUGUCACAUGUGUGCAGCGUGUGCUAAGUCGUCGGUUCGUGUCGGACACUGCAUCGACUAUUCGGGUGGCGGUCCGUCACUUGCUCGCGACUUUGCCCGAAAACGACAUUGCCGUGCAUGAUGCUGCGUACGUGGCAGAUAAUCUGUUUACGUCGACGCUCCUUUCAUGUGGCACCGCGGUGGACUGGGUGGGACGGGAGCUCGGUAAGGCGUUGGUGCAGAUAUCUGUAGUCGUUGCUAUCUCGGUCGACGUGACUAUCGAUACGAUUCAAGCGGCCGCUAUAUCCGCCGACGAUAGGCAAUCAGGGGCGACGGGAAAGAAGAAGAAACGAAGAGAUAAGAAGCCAAUGGGCACUGAAAUGUGCACAUCCACACCACAAACAGCCGUGGCAAAAGCGUGCGUGCAACAAGUUUGGCCCCAUGCACUCGUUCUCGUGUUUGGGUCGUUUGCGACAGGGUUGGAAGGUCCACAGUCCGACGUAGACGGGUCUGUGAUUGGCAGCGUUGAAAUGUCGACGUGGAUCGCGCCGGCGUCAUCGUCGGAGCGUUUCGUCUCAGAGGAGUGUAUUCUCCACGACGUGAAGCAAAUUUACCCACAUCAUGCCUUGCAGCACCUGCGCCAGCCGACCAACUGGAGGGGCAUCGAGACCAGUGUGUACGUGCAGAAGCUGGUGCACUCGUUCCCAGAGCUCACCCCCCUCGUGCUCGUCGUAAAGCAGUUUUUACACCAUCAUCACCUCCACAAUGGCUUCUCGGAUGGGUUAACGUCCUACCGCCUCACGCUCAUGGUGGCAAGUUUGCUGCAAGAUGACUACCAUAGUCACCGGCACGACGGCGAACACCAUGAGUCUCACCUCGGCGACCUUCUGAUGCGUUUUAUGCAUGUGUUUGGCAGCGCCUUGGACCCCCACAGAUCGUUUCCCGAUACUUGGGACAAAUCCACAAAAUGGACCGAAGGAGGACUAGUCGUUCAAGAUCCGCUGAGGCCAGACUUGAACGCAGCGAAAUCUUGCUUUGCAUUUGGCCGAGUUCAAGCAGCUCUGCCAUGGGGGCUUUGUCAGAUCCACAUCGUGUCCAGUUAUGACGUGGCGUGGCCCCAUCAAUUCGAGCUCGGUUGCUUAUUUAACACCACCCACCACGACUACGUGGUCAACAUACUGCGGCAGCAAUGGAGUCCGCACAGUUCGUUGCAACAUCAUGACAGACAAGGCGACAUCAGCGUCGAAUGCACCCAUAAACCCUGGGCAAACGAUGUCAUGGCUCUGUUACAGGUCCUCGGAGCUUCUGUUUGUGUGAUGUGCGGCGGCUGCAACAAUAUGCAUGUGCCACAGUGCCAUCUCCACGACCUACUCACGCGAUAUUUGGAGCUGUAG